Messenger RNA from Micropterus dolomieu (smallmouth bass), 1572 nucleotides. RefSeq names its product sequestosome 1 (gene sqstm1). The record is from RefSeq and is a predicted model, not a curated record. The transcript has 8 exons. Gene Ontology annotation, biological process: mitophagy; aggrephagy; endosome organization. The coding region runs from base 125 to 1396 and encodes 423 amino acids. Gene Ontology annotation, cellular component: amphisome; aggresome. Lineage: Eukaryota; Metazoa; Chordata; Actinopteri; Centrarchiformes; Centrarchidae. Gene Ontology annotation, molecular function: K63-linked polyubiquitin modification-dependent protein binding; protein kinase C binding; zinc ion binding.
AGAGGAUUUAAAGCUGCGUCACAAAGUUUCUCACUUUGUUUGAGAAAGUCUCCAGAAGUGCGUGUUUUCUCUCCGGAGUCUGGUUCCGUCCUCUGUCUGAAGUGUACCCGGGAUCUGCAGCAGGAUGUCGCUGACGGUGAAGGCCUACCUGUUGGGGAAAGACGAGACGGUGAAAGAGGUCCGGAGGUUCGCGGUGGACCAGGACGUCUCCUGCAGCUUCGAGUAUCUGAGCAGGAAAACCGAAGGAAUCUUUAAUAUCCUCAAGAGCAACGGCUUCAACAUGUACUACAGAGAUGAAGAUGGAGACCUGGUGGCGUUUUCCUCUGAUGAUGAACUGAUGAUGGGUCUGGCCUGCAUGAAGGACACCACCUUCCGCCUCUACAUCAAAGAGAAGAAGGAGCACCGCCGAGACUUCCCUCUUCACGCCUUCCCUCCCUUUGCCUUUGGCCACCCUCCUCCACCUGGAGCUCCUCAUGCCCCGCCCCCUCACCUGGCCCCGCCUCCGGCCCUGCACCCUAGCAUCACCUGUGACGGCUGCGAAGGCCCCGUGGUGGGAACUCGCUUCAAGUGUUCCGUUUGUCCGAACUACGACCUGUGCUCCGCCUGCCAGGCUCGAGGGACGCACACUGAGCACGCCCUGCUGCCCAUCUGGCACCCUCUGCAGUGGUUUCCUCGGGGGAAAUGGAUGAAAAAGAUGAGACACUGCAUGUGGAACCAGAACCUGAACGUGAACCAUGCUCAGAACCAGGAUCAGGACCAGGCUCAGGACCAGGCUCAGGAUCAGCCUGGAUCCUCCAGACCUACUGCUGACUGCAGCGCCCCCUCUGCCUCUCAGGCCAACGUGGACUUCCUGAAGAACAUCGGCGAGGGCGUGGCGGCCAUGUUGAGCCCACUUGGUAUCGAUGUGGACAUCGAUGUGGAGCAUGACGGCCAGAGGACCAAAGUGACCCCUCCCUCCCAGAGCGGAGGGGAGGAGGGAAACGUGGAGAUGGAUGGCGUUGAGGGCGUUGAGGGCGGAGCCAGCGAGGGGUCAAAGGUGUGCAGAGAAUCAGAGACCGAUGAGGAGUGGACUCACCUGAACCCCCGAGAGGUCGACCCCUCCACCGGAGAGCUGCAGUCCCUCCAGCCCGGGAACCAGGACCAGAACCAGGACCAGGACCGGGGUCCCCCGUCAGGACAGCAUGGGCCAACAGGUCUGAAGGAGGCGGCUCUGUACCCUCACCUGCCUGAAGAGGCGGACCCCCGCCUGGUGGAGUCUCUGUCUCUCAUGCUGUCGAUGGGUUUCACCGAUGAAGGCGGCUGGUUGACUCGCCUCCUCCAGGCCAAAAACUUCGACAUCGGCGCCGCACUCGACGCCAUCCAGUACGCCAAACAGCCCCGCCCACACCAGCCCUGAUGUCACCACCAUGAUGUCACCACUGACAUCGUCUAUCUCAACCAUGAUUGGUUCCUGUUGUUUCUAUAAUCUGUUAGCAUCAAUCAAUACUUUUAACUCUUUGAUUCCUGUCUCCACAUUCUGAUCUUUGUUGCUCUGAUCAAUAAACACAUCAGGACUGAACCUGAAACUACUGA